UCGAAACCUUUCCCUUCUCUACCUUCAACCAAAAUCAAAUUGAAACGGAAGAAAUUGGAAUCCCUCUUCUGUACCCUACUCUCUCGCUCCCUUCCGAUUUCCUCGAGCGCUAAUCUGGCAGCGAAUAGCAGCGAAUGCUGCGGCCGUAGCGAGAUCUGUAGCAACCAGUGCGCCUUCGCCGUCGGCGGCGGCUGCGGGCAUGGCGGUCCAGAACGGCGGCGGCGAUGGCAGCGGCAGCGGCGCGGCGUCGGUGGUCGUCAACGUGUACGACCUGACGCCCAUGAACAAUUACCUCUACUGGUUCGGCCUCGGCAUAUUCCACUCCGGAAUCGAAGUCCAUGGCGUGGAGUAUGGAUUUGGAGCACAUGAGUUCCCAACGAGUGGGGUGUUUGAGGUGGAACCAAAGAACUGCCCUGGCUUCGUCUAUAGAAGGUCUGUUCGGAUGGGCACAACUGGGAUGUCCAGGGCAGAGUUCCGCUCGUUCAUUGAAAAACUCACUGGGAAGUACAAUGGUAAUUCAUAUCACUUGAUUUCAAAGAAUUGCAACCAUUUUACAGAUGAUGUGAGUAAGAACUUAACUGGAAAACCAAUCCCUGGAUGGGUGAAUCGACUAGCAAGAGUGGGUUCCUUUUUCAACUACCUUCUGCCAAAAAGCAUCCAAGUUUCUGCAGUUAGACACGUCCCAACACAUCCUGCAUUUUCUGAUGAUGAUAUGGAUUCAAGAUCUUGUUCUAUUAGUGGGGACAGUGAUGUGGAUGAGCUGGACCAACACCUGCUGUCAGCAACAACCAUCGAGCUUCAUUCUAUAGAACACCAAAGCUAGCCAAAAAUGAUAUCUGACAUCGGCAAACUUUUGUGUUCCGUGGCAGCGACAGUUGAAGACUUCAAUUCCUGUAUCUAGCAUCGAAGCGCUUCUCUCGUGCUCCACUACUGCAAUGUGCAAAGUCCUGGCAAAUGUUGCCACCUUUCCUGGCAGUGUUGCUAGCAGAGACGGAACUGACACUGAGCCGUCGAUCCUGAAUCCAUAUAGCGCAUGCUAAUAUGGAAAUCAUACCUGCGAUAUAGGGCAAUGCUGAGGCGGCCACAGCAUAUGUUGUAACACAAACUAGUGCCGUAUAGCCUUAAGACAGUGAUCUAAGUUAGUAACAUCACACGAAAUUGAUUCUUUGUGUUAUAUUUUUUUUGGAAUUGGCAAUUAUAUUGUGUCCAGUUAUAUAAUUAUAAAGUGUUUCUACUCUACA
This is a messenger RNA of Oryza sativa Japonica Group (Japanese rice), 1241 nucleotides long. Its product is annotated as deSI-like protein At4g17486. NCBI's taxonomy places the organism in Eukaryota, Viridiplantae, Streptophyta, Magnoliopsida, Poales, Poaceae. Gene Ontology annotation, biological process: protein deubiquitination. The record is from RefSeq and is a predicted model, not a curated record. Gene Ontology annotation, molecular function: deubiquitinase activity.